Terrapene triunguis (Three-toed box turtle) is the source of this 1217-nucleotide messenger RNA. RefSeq names its product cytochrome P450 2B4-like. Gene Ontology annotation, biological process: xenobiotic metabolic process. The transcript has 6 exons. NCBI's taxonomy places the organism in Eukaryota, Metazoa, Chordata, Testudines, Emydidae. Gene Ontology annotation, molecular function: oxidoreductase activity, acting on paired donors, with incorporation or reduction of molecular oxygen, reduced flavin or flavoprotein as one donor, and incorporation of one atom of oxygen; iron ion binding; heme binding. Gene Ontology annotation, cellular component: intracellular membrane-bounded organelle; cytoplasm. The coding region runs from base 1 to 990 and encodes 329 amino acids. The record is from RefSeq and is a predicted model, not a curated record.
AUGCCCUUGGACCCCACCUUCAUGCUGCGGCGCUCCGUCUCCAACGUCAUCUGCUCCGUGGUCUUCGGGGCGCGGUUCAGCUACGAGGAUGAGGAGUUCCAGACGCUGCUCGGCCUGAUCCAGGCGAACUUCCGGCGCGUGGACACCGUCUGGGUGCAGCUCUACAACCUCUUCCCUGCCGUCAUGAACCACCUGCCCGGCCCUCACAACCGGCUCUUCGAGAACUUCGAGGAGCAGAAGCGCUACGUGGCCGGGGUCGUCCGGAAGCACAAAGAGACCCUGGACCCGUCCUCCCCGCGGGACUACACAGAUGCCUUCCUCAUCCGGAUGCAGCAGGAGGAAAACGAUCCGGACACCAAAUUCCACCACGAAAAUUUGAUCCUCUCGGCACUGGAUUUAUUCUUCGCGGGCACGGAAACCACCAGCACCACGCUGAGAUACGGGCUGCUGAUUCUGCUGAAGUAUCCUCCCAUCACAGAAAGAAUUCAGGAGGAGAUUGAGCGAGUCAUCGGCCAGGACCGCGUCCCGGGCAUGGAGGACAGGUCCAAGAUGCCCUACACCGACGCUGUGAUCCAUGAGAUUCAGAGGUUCGCGGACAUCAUUCCUCUGGGCGUUCCCCACUCGGUGACACGGGACACCCAGUUCAGGGGAUACGCCAUCCCUAAGGGCACGGCCGUCUUUCCCGUCUUGCAUUCCGUCCUGCACGACCCCGCGCAGUUCGAAGACCCGGAGACCUUCGACCCCGGGCAUUUCCUGGACGAGGCGGGUGGAUUUCAGAAGAACGCGGCGUUCAUGGCCUUCUCCGCAGGGAAGCGGGCGUGUCCCGGCGAGGGCCUGGCCCGCAUGGAGCUCUUCCUCUUCUUCACCUCCAUCCUGCAGCGCUUCGCCCUCCGCCCGCCCGCCCGCCCGCAGGACCUUGACAUCACCCCCGAGUACCACGGCUUCGGCAAGGUGCCGCGCGAGUAUCAGCUGCAGCUCGUCCCCCGCUGAACGCCAGCAGCCGUGCCAUGGCGGCCAGGCCCAGUUCCCCGGCGGCCUGCACCUCGCCCAGCGCGUUACACUGGUGCAAAACACUAUCGGGGCCAGGCAGGAGCAUUGUGCACAUGAGAAAACCAGGAGCAUGACUGUGGAGGAUCCCGCGUGGGUGUGUGAGCCCAGCUCUGUGUGUGUGUGUGUGUGUGUGUCCCUGCUGGGGGGGCCGGGAGGGCUGAGCCCUG